Messenger RNA from Juglans regia (Persian walnut), 626 nucleotides. Its product is annotated as protein NONRESPONDING TO OXYLIPINS 2, mitochondrial-like. Bases 81 to 368 code for a protein of 95 amino acids. The record is from RefSeq and is a predicted model, not a curated record. The transcript has 3 exons. Lineage: Eukaryota; Viridiplantae; Streptophyta; Magnoliopsida; Fagales; Juglandaceae.
AAAUUGUAUUUUCGUGGGUAGGGUUUAAGCUGCCUUCCUCAGGCCCCCACGAUCCAAUCACAUGAACCUCUGAACCAGAAAUGGCCUCGUUCUCCAGAUCAGUUCUAACGGCUGGUUCGAGGUCCCUCGCCGCUCGUUCCAAAACUCCAAACCUUAAAUCCCUGUGCCCGAAACCCAUUCCCUCUCCUGCGGUUUCUUCAUCGACGAGAGCCAUCCCUCGCGCUUCAAGGAUUGUUUCGGUGUUGGGGAGCAUCGAGUCAAUGAUGCCACUUCACAGCGCCAUUGCUUGUGCUCGGCUUAAAUCCAGCAUCGCCGUCGAUUCCUCCUGCUGGAGCUGUCUUUCUCAAGGACUUGCAAUGCCAUUGUGACAGGGUCUUGCUGGAUUUUUUGGGACAAUAAAUGCUAGGAUAUAUUUCUUCAUCACUCCGUGGAUAGGAGGAAAGCCUUCUAAUGUUAAUUUUUUGUAAUCUGUAUUGAGCAGUAGUAGAUGCAAACUUCUUUACCCAACUUUCAAAGAUAUUUUGCCUUUUUUAAGUUUUGAUUUUAUUGAUUUUUCAAGAGCCAUGGAUCAUGUGGAUACGUCAUUGGUACUUUGAGUUAUAAUAUCCUUUUAAGUUACUGUUAAA